Molecule: messenger RNA, 2427 nt
Organism: Anneissia japonica
Lineage: Eukaryota; Metazoa; Echinodermata; Crinoidea; Comatulida; Comatulidae
Exons: 2
Coding region: 1-2427 (808 amino acids)
Molecular function (GO): catalytic activity
Source: RefSeq, a predicted model, not a curated record
AUGCUGAACAUCCUAGGCCGUGUUGCAACAUCAUUAGCAUGGAAUGUUCACACAGCAAUGCGACCGUACACAGGUGGAGCUAUUAUCGUCAAAAGCACAACGCGAAGCAGAAAACGUUGGAGAAAGAGGGGAAACCGAGGUGGAACAAGACGUAGAAUACCCGUGCUUAUUUCCUGUCGUAACAAGUUCAUAGCUAAAAAAAUGGAAGGACCAACUUCUAGGCAAAGAUGUUUAAUCAGUUUGAGUAUUUCACAAAUCGUCAAUAAUCUUAGCAGUGGAAAGCAUAUACCAAGUAGGCCUAGGCAGACUAAGUCCAGUCAGGGACCCAAAGAACGUUUGACGUCGCAAUUUCCUGUCAUCAUGCUAACUAACCCCUGGUCCACCCUAAAUAAAAUAGACGAAAUUAGUGUUUUUCUGAAGGAAAAAUAUGUGGAUAUUGGGAUUUUUAGCGAGUCUUGGAUCAACAAGCAAAAUGAACACACGGUAUGUGUUGAGGGUUAUACAUUAUUUUAUGAAGGGAGAACGAAUAGAAAUGGUGGUGGAGUAGCAGCGCUAGUUAAAGAUGGUAUUGUAGCUACUAAGGUGAACUAUUUACCAGUCCCUGAGGAGUUAGAGUGUAUGUGGCUUCAAAUUAAGUUAAAAAGAACACCCCGAGAAUUUUCUGCUAUAUUUAUUUGUGUUGUGUACCACAGUCCUGGCCAAUCUGUUAAUUCUCACUUUGUACUCAUCCAGUACCUCCGCGAAUCGGUGGACAUUAUUAGAGCUAGAUCACCAAGAGCUGGACUCAUUAUAUGUGGCGAUUUUAACGAAGUCAGGCAUAAGAUAGGACGCUUAUGUUCAGCAACAGGGUUAAAACAGAUUGUAAAACAACCCACAAGAGGAACUAAUACUUUAGAUUUAAUUGUCACCAACCUUGUCAAUUAUUUUGAAGAGCCAAUAGUUUUUGCUCCGUUUGGAUUUAGCGAUCACGCAACAAUAUGUUGGAAACCAAAGCCAUCGUUCAUCGGCAUGAAAGGAAGCGUUGUAACUAAAUCAUUCAGACCGUUUAGUGAAUCUAAUGUAAACGCAUUUGGCAAGUGGAUUACUAAUAAAGAGUGGCAUGAGGUUACUAAUGCGAACGAUGUAAAUUUAAAAUUAAAUAUUUUUGAACGGGAAUUAAAUCACGCAUACGAACAUUUUUUCCCACUACGAACAAUUCGUGUACACUCAACAGACCAGCCCUGGAUUACGCCUAAAAUAAAAACAAAAAUUAAAGAAAGACAAUUAGCAUAUCACAAGUAUGGACAGUCUUCGAAUAUUUACCGCAAGUAUAGAAAUAUCGUCAAAUGGGAAAUUAAACAAGCCAAGAUUAAAUAUUAUAAAUAUGAAGUAGCGCAUUUACUAACUUCCAACUCAAGGCAAUGGUUUGAACAAAUCGGUAAAAUGUGUGGAACUAGUAAAAAUAAAAAUGAUUCAUUAAAUCUGAACAUUGAUGAAUCAGAUCCUGAGAAAAUUCGCGAAGUGAUUAACUCGAAAUUAUCUGAGAUUUGCCAACAUUUUGAAUCGUUACAAAUAAAUAGUUUAUCGACGUAUCUUCCAUAUAAAUCGCCUCCACCUACGUUAACGUUUUGGGAGGUGUACUACCGAUUAAAGAAACUGAAUUGCAAUAAAGCUGCAGCUCCAGGCGAUCUUCCUGUACGGUUGAUAAAAACUUUCGCGUUCGAAUUAGCCGUACCCUUGUUGAACAUAUUUAAUAAAUCACUCGCAAUUGGAAAGGUACCGACAAGAUGGAAGGAGGCCACUAUUACACCAAUUCCUAAGGAGAAGGGUACAAUAACCCUUAACCAGAUUCGCCCUAUUUCCAUCACACCCAUUUUCAUCCGAGUACUUGAAGAUGUUGUUAUGAAUUUUUUACGUCCAAAAAUUACCCCAUUUAUUGACGAAAGACAAUUUGGAAAUCGCAAAAAUUCCUCUGUAAACCAUUACCUUACUAGCUUAAUGCAUUUCAUCCAUAGUGGUUUGGACUUGCCAAACAAUAUUGCUACUCUGGUAGCGAUUGAUUAUAAAAAAGCAUUCGAUUUAAUAGACCACACAAUUGCUGUGAACAAACUGAUUGAUAUUGGAGCACCACGUGAAUUAAUCCCAUGGAUAUGUGAUUUUAUUUCGGAAAGGAAACAACGUGUUUCAUAUAACGGCGGUUUCUCUGAAUGGCAAGGAAUAACCUGUGGCGUACCGCAAGGACCAACAGAUAAUGCCUCAUUCAAAAGGAAACCCGCUACCGAAACUUGCAUUUCAGUCCUACAGCAGAAACACUAUGGAAAGCAGCGUUGGGAAUUGAGCUGGAGAGAACCAAAAGAUCUCCACAGUUUAGCACACACACGGUGGCUACCAACAGUUAAGCUGACUGAGCUGAUCUGCUCUCUAAAUCUUUAUGCAGUCACUGCUUAA